AUGAGUAACGUGUUCGAGGGAUACGAACGCCAGUACUGCGAACUUUCUGCUAAUCUAUCAAAAAAGUGCACUGCAACUACUGCUCUUAAUGGAGAGCAAAAGAAACAAAAAGUUUCUGAAAUAAAGGCUGGAAUUGAUGAAGCAGAAGCUUUGAUUCGAAAAAUGGAUCUUGAGGCAAGAAGUUUGCAGCCAAAUAUCAAGGGUGUACUUCUUGCUAAGUUGCGGGAGUAUAAAUCAGAUCUAAACAACCUUAAAAGUGAAAUUAAGAAAAUUGUAUCUGGAAACUUGAAUCCUUCUGCACGGGAUGAGUUGUUGGAAUCAGGCAUGGCAGAUGCUAUAACGGCAUCAGCUGAUCAGAGAACAAGAUUAAUGACAUCAACUGAGAGAUUGAACAAAACUGGUGAACGGGUUAAGGAUAGUAGGAGAACAAUGCUGGAAACCGAAGAGCUUGGUGUUUCUAUUCUCCAAGAUUUGCAUUCACAGCGACAAUCUCUAUUGCAUGCACAUAGCGCGCUUCAUGGAGUGGAUGAUAACAUAGGAAAGAGCAAGAGAAUUAUGACAAACAUGUCAAGAAGGAUGAACAAGAACAAAUGGAUCAUUGGCUGCAUUGUGCUUGUCCUGCUUGUUGCUAUCAUUGCGAUCCUAUACUUCAAACUUGUUAAAUAG
Messenger RNA from Lathyrus sativus (Indian pea), 666 nucleotides. NCBI's taxonomy places the organism in Eukaryota, Viridiplantae, Streptophyta, Magnoliopsida, Fabales, Fabaceae. The record is from the annotation of a GenBank genome assembly.